Salvelinus fontinalis (brook trout) is the source of this 3671-nucleotide messenger RNA. Its product is annotated as eukaryotic translation initiation factor 2A-like. Lineage: Eukaryota; Metazoa; Chordata; Actinopteri; Salmoniformes; Salmonidae. The transcript has 14 exons. Gene Ontology annotation, cellular component: cytosolic small ribosomal subunit. Gene Ontology annotation, molecular function: translation initiation factor activity; protein binding; tRNA binding. The record is from RefSeq and is a predicted model, not a curated record. Bases 262 to 2007 code for a protein of 581 amino acids. Gene Ontology annotation, biological process: translational initiation.
GGUCGUGUCAUUCCACAAAUGUUGUUUCGGUUCAUAGAAAGAAUACAACAUGACUAAAAGCGAUUAAUUAUUAUUCUUUUUUUUAUAGAUCAACAUGUAUUUGUUAGUUAACAACAUUCAAUGUAGGAGUGAAUUUAUUAUGGGGGAAAAAGUGAUUAGUCACACAUUUUCUGAUGAUGUGGCCAACGUUCCACUGACACGCCCCUUUUUUCUUGAGACUUUGGCAUUUCCUUUUGCGGAUUAUUCUCUUUCCGGUACAUCAUGGCGCCCCCCACACCUCUCUUAGCAGUCCGGGGAUCUGACGGGACAGUGCUGCUCCGUGGACCACCAAACUGCGAGAAGCAUGCAGAUUUUCAAAGGGACCCUCGGCAAAGUAGAUAUGUUGCUUUCAGCAAGGAUGGGACAUUGUUUGCAUGGUGCAAUGGAGAGAAGGUCACUGUUGUGAAGGUUGCAGAUGGCUCACAAGUCAGGUCAUUUGACCUUCCAAAGACUGCAAUGUUGGGGUUCUCUCCGCUGAACACUGUACUGGCUACAUGGCAGGUUUAUAGCAAGACACAAGAAAACCCACAGGGAGAUGCCAACUUGCAGCUGUGGGAUUUGCAAACUGGGACCUGCCUCAAGGCUCUCUACCAUAAGAAGGUACAGGGAUGGUGUCCAAGCUGGUCAGAUGACGAGAAGAUUGCGGUCAGGAGUGUUAACAAUGAACUUCACUUUUUUGAGAACAACGAUUUUAACACCAUUGCCAAUAAGCUUCACUUGCAGAAGGUGUCCGAGUUUGUGCUAUCCCCGGGAAGUCAGCCGAGUAAGGUGGCUGUUUAUGUCCCUGGGAGCAAAGGUGCCCCCUCGUUUGUCCGGCUAUACCAGUACCCUAACUUUGGUGGCCCGACCUGUGCUCUGGCCAACAAGAGCUUCUUCAAGGCCGACAGGGUGACCGUGCUGUGGAACAAAAAAGCCACUGCGGUUCUGGUGCAGGCCAGCGUAGAGGUGGAUAAAACGGGGGCCUCAUACUACGGAGAACAGACUUUACACUACUUGGCCACCAACGGGGAGACUUCUGCGGUGCAGCUACAGAAGAACGGGCCCAUCUACGAUGUGGCAUGGAGCCCAAGCUCCACAGAGUUCUGCGUGGUCUAUGGCUUCAUGCCCGCCAAGGCUACUGUCUACAACCUCAAGUGCGACCCUGUCUUCGACUUCGGCACGGGUCCCCGCAAUGCUGUCUACUACAGCCCCCAGGGCCACAUCCUUGUCUUGGCUGGCUUCGGGAACCUGCGGGGCCAGAUGGAGGUGUGGGAUGUCAAGAAGUGGAAGCAGGUGUCCAAGCCCCAGGCGCCCGACUCCACCCACUUUGCCUGGUGCCCGGACGGUGAACACGUCGUCACGUCGACCUGUGCCCCCCGGCUACGUGUCAGCAACGGCUACAAGAUCUGGCACUACACCGGCACGGUUAUGUACAAGCAGGACACGCCGACGGGCACAGAGCUCUGGGAGACUGUGUGGCAGCCCUUCCCAGAUGGGACGUUCCCUGAGAGGCCGGUGAAGUACCAGGCAGCACCCAGCGAGCUGGGCAGCACAGAGGCCAAGCCAGCUCAGGCCUACCGCCCUCCUGCCCUACGGAAUAAACCAAUCACAGCCAGCUCCAAACUACAUGAAGAGGAGCCUCCACAGAACAUGAGGCCUGGCGCCACCGGGGACAAGCAGCUGUCCAAGACGGCUCUGAAGAACCAGAAAAAACGAGAGGCAAAGAAAGCAGCCAAACAGGAGAUAAACUCAGAUGCCCUUGAGCCCCAGUCAGAUCCCUCUCCAGCCAGCAGUGCUCAGCCUGAACUGUCCUGUGGCGACCCAGAGACGGACAAGAAGAUCAAGAACGUAAAGAAGAAACUGAAAGCUAUAGACGAGCUGAAAGCGCUGCAAGCAACUGGGAAACCCAUUCAAAAGAACCAGCUUGAAAAGAUGGAAAAGGAGGCUCAACUCAUGAAAGAGCUUGAGGAUCUUCAACUAGUAGUAUAAAAGAAAAUAUUUAAUUUGUUAAUGAAACACAACAUCCUUACCAUAUGAUCAAGAGCAUACCCAAAGCUAUCUAUAAUGGACACCCCCUCAAUCUACACACAAUACCCCAUAAUGACAAAGCAAAAACAGGUUUGACAUUUUUGUAAAUGUAUAAAAAUAAAUAAACCACAUUUACAUAAGUAUUCAGACCCUUUACUCAGUUCUUUGUUGAAACACUUUUGGCAUCGAUUACAGCCUUGAGUCUUCUUGGGUAUGACGCUACAAGCUUGGCACACCUGUAUUUUGGGAGUUUCUUCCGUUCUUCUCUGCAAACACUCAAGCUCUGUCAGGUUAGAUGGGGAGCGUCUGCACAGCUAUUUUCAGGUCUCUCCAGAAAUGUUCGAUUGGGUUCAAGUCUGGGCUCUGGCUGGGCCACUCAACUCCUGCAUUGUCUUGCUUAGGGUUGUUGUCCUGUUGGAAGGUGAACCUUCGCCCCCAGUCUGAUGUCCUGAGCGCUCUGAAGCAGGUUUUCAUCUCUUUGCUCAUCUUUCCCUCGAUCCUGACUAAUCUCCCAAUCCCUGAUGUUGAAAAACAUCCCCACAGCAUGAUGCUGCCACCACCAUGCUUCACCGUAGGGAUGGUAUUGGCCAGGUGAUGAGCAGUGCCUGGUUUCUUUCAGAUGUGAUGCUUGGCAUUCAGGCCAAAGAGUCUUGGUUUCAUCAGACCAGAGAAUCUAGUUUCUCAUGGUCUGAGAGUCCUUUAGGUGCCUUUUGGCAAACUGUCAUGUGCCUUUUACUGAGGAGUGGCUUCUGCCUGGCCACCCUACAAUAAAGGCCUGAUUGGUAGAGUGCUGCAGAGAUGGUUGUCCUUCUGGAAGGUUCUACCUUCCCCACAGAGGAACUCUGGAGCUCUGUCAAAGUGAUCAUCGGGUACUUGGUCACCUCCCUGACCAAGGUCCUUCUCCCCGAUUGCUCAGUUUGGCCGGGCGGCCAUCUCUAGGAAUUGUCCAAACUUCUUCCAUUUAAGAAUGAUGGAGGCCACUGUGUUCUUGGGGACAUUCAAUGCUGCAGACAUUUUUUGGUACACUUCCCCAGAUCUGUGUCUCGACACAAUCCUGUCUCGGAGCUCUACAGACAAUUCCUUCGACCUCAUGGCUUGGUUUUUGCUCUGAUAUGCACUGUCAACUGUGUGACCUUUAUAUAGACAGGUGUGUACCUUUCCAAAUCAUGUCCAAUCGACUUUACCACAGGUGGACUCCAAUAAAGUUCUUGAAACAUCAAGGAUGAUCAAUGGAAACAGGAUGCACCUGACCUCAAUUUCGAGUCAUAGCAAAGGGUCUGAAUACUUAUGCAAAUAAGCAAUGUUUUAUUUUGAUAAAUUUGCUAAAAAUCUGUUUUCUGUCAUUAUGGGGUAUUGUAUGUACAUUGAGGGGGGGGAUUUAGAAUUUUAGAAUAAGGCUGUAACGUAACAAUGUGUAAACUGAAGGGGUCUGAAUACUUUCCGAAUGCACUGUUGUAUGUACAGGUUAUUAAAUCCAUUGAUGAUACCUAAUAAACACUUAAAGGUUUCAACAGCUAGAAAUUGUUGGUAUUUACUUUAAGUUGAAUGAACUCGUUUCAGUUCAUUGCGAUGUAAUAAGAAAAACAGUUAUUCUUCAUGGUUCCAAUAAAAGGUUGCUAAUUUCA